GGACGCCAAGUACUAAAGACCUAAUUAAUCGGCAUAUGUAUUUUAGUUGUUAGCGUUCAAGAAACCUGAUUCAUAAGGAAACAUUUUGGUAUUUUCAUUGCAUCCAGAACAUAAGUACCGGAUCUUAACUUCCCCCAAAUAUGACCAUAUGUAGUAAUAAGGAGAUCACAGGUACGGGAUUUUGCGCUCGCUUACCUUUUCUUUGUCUAUUGUCAUCCGUCUGGGAAACUGUCUCACCGUGCAGAGGUGUAGGAAUUCUAAAAAAGGUCACGAUUUAUUUAUUCAUAAUUACACGUGCGUAGUGUUUGUUUACAGAAUGAAUGCUUUCGAAAUUUUUGAAUGACGCGCUAAAAUAGUAUAAAUAUUGGUUUCUCGCAACUUCACCAUAUCAAACUACUCUCACUUCUCUAGAGUUAUAUUGCUACUCAAACAAUUCAGCUUUGCCAGCAUUUCUUGAUAUUCUAAACAAUGAUUCGUACUUCUUCUGUUCUCCUGCUUUCCUGUUGGGUACUGUCUCUGUCUCUCGCUGUCCCUAUUUGGGAUAGAGCCAGUCUUGUAUGUGAAGACUUAAAUGGAAAGCAAGUAAUCAACGAAGACUCUAGUCGUGAGCUAUACGUUGAUGCUGCGUGUUCAUCCGGGGAAGUGGACUGGAGAAUGACCAAAACUCUGGUGACGCUGCGAUUCCAGAGACCCUCGCCCUUUUCCGUUUGCUUCAGCAGUAAAUCCCCUGUAGGUUACGAAAAAUUUGGAGUUUACAACGUAUCCUAUUAUCAUAUGUUUGUUGGCAGCCCAAAUAUCGCUUUGGACAAGAUUUGCUGUAUCAUCAAUUCAGCCAUUGAACAAGAUGUUACCAGAAGCCAAACACCAGAUUCACCAUCUGUAUCUGGUGGUUUACCAGAAUCCGGUGUCAACACUGUGCUCUCUGAUGAAACACAGCCCUCAGACAUUAAGAGAUGCAAAGUUUGUAAGACGACAGAUCGAGGGAAGGAUCCAGGAGGGCCUGCCUGUGAUUCAUGUUCUAUCUUCUUCAAGAAAUGUGUAGAGGAUGGCGUAAAGUUAACAAGACACACAGUUGGAGUGACUGUCUGCCUCUGUCAGCUCUGUCGGCUACUUCGCUGUUAUUUUGUUGGAAUGGAGCCUAAAGAUUCCUCUUUUGUGGUCUGCCUAAUUUGUGGGAAAGCUUUCCUGUCAUGGUAUUUUUUGAAGCAGCAUCUGGGAAAAUGUAAAAAGUCUACGUCUACUUAUUACUGCGCCAACUGUGAGCGGGAAUUCGUCACUGAAUGCCAGCACAGGCUGCACAAGAAAAGUGUGUUCUUCUGUAAAAAGAGAGAUGCUGAAUCCAUUCUGAAGUACAAGUGUGAUAUUUGCUGGAGGAGUUUUUCAUCCUUGGGAGUUCUGAUAAUGCAUCGCUACACACAUAUCAAGUUAGACAAAGAGAUCCUUGAAAUGGAAAAUUCAUUAGAAAUGCAUCCUUUCCAGAAUGAUCCAGAAAAUCCAAUUGUUAUUAAUGACAGCAACAGAUCUAAAGCCAGAGGAAACAAACAGGGAGAUACUUGGCAGGGAAAAAAAUUAAACAAGAAUCAAAUGACUCUACUCAGCCAGUUAGACUGCAGCCUUAUUGAUAUUAAUCAAUAUGAAUACCUGUGUCUUAAAAACUCUUCAGACCCUCAGUGUCGGAAACCGGAAAAUUGUGAUGAAAUGGAAGAUAAGGAAGAGAUAUUGAAACCUGAAAAUGUAAACUUGGAAAGUCGAAAUACAACACAGAUUGUAUUAUCUCAUGAGAAGAAUUUUGGGAAAGAUGAUACGUAUCUUGAAAAGAAAACAAGUGGAGAAGGGGAGAGCAGCCAAGUGUGUAAAAAAGAUGUCUGUAGUGAUGAAAAGGAUUUAGAGCCAUUAGAUUCAUGUAAUGGCAUUAGAACUUUGAAAGAAAAUCGACCGACUAUUUUAAAUGAUGUUGCACUGCAAGGAAGAGAUAACAGUGGACCUGACAGCAGUGUGACAGGAACAAAGACAUGCAGUGAGAUAAUGUCAAAAAGUGAAACAAUGAAAGACGACUUACUCAUUGAGGAUGAGGAGGAUGAGAAUGACUACAUUCUUGUUGAUUUUGACUCCAGCGAUGAAGAUGAGAAAGACGGUAAUGUGGAUGAUAAAAAUGACUCAUCAGAGAACCUGGAAACAUUGCCCAAAAUGGAUGCAUUCACAGUGAAAAAUGAGACAGUGUGCGACUCACUUACCAAAACUACAUCAACUACUGAACAAGAGGUUUCAUCUCCUGCUUUAAUUGAAGAAGAGUUUCUGAAUCCCACAUUGAACUAUUCAACAGGUGGUGAUGAUCAACUGAAUGAAACUCUACCUGACAAUAAAGACCGAGUGAAAGAGGUAAUACUGAGAAACCAAAGUAAUGGAGAAAUCAUAAACCAAAGUAAUGGAGAAAUCAAGAAGAAUCUGUCAGAAUCCAAAGUACCUGUGAAUAUAAAACAGGAAAGUGCAGACUGGAAUGAGUUUUCAGCAUCUCAAGAACAGAUUGAAAGGAAAUCACAGAGUUCUUCCCUUACUGCAGAUACUGCAUCAGAAACAAGCACAUCACAGUCUGGUAGUAUUCUCGAACUGAUUUCUGCUGUUUUACCAUCUUCCUCUGGAGAGAGUUCUCUUACGAGUCACCAGAGUCGCAUUCAAUCAUUAAUCAACCAGUUAGGAUUGAAAUCGAAAGUGGAAGUCACCUUAAGUGAAGAUGGAACUAAGAAAGUUGAACUCCAUUUUAUUGUAAAUGAUAAAAUGGAUCUGGAAUCGCAGUUGGCCCAAACAAAUGAUAGGUCAAUUUCAUCUACCUCAAAGGAUACCUCAAAUAAUGAAGUUUCGAGCACAGUGCCUGAUGAUGUUGACCAAUGUUUGGCAUCAAACAGACAUUCUUCUUCAGAACAAAGUCUUUUAUCUCAGGUAAAGCAAGCUCCUAUGAAAGAACCUCAAACCAAAGAAGAAGCACUUGGUUCUGAAGUCAGUAGCACGAAAGAGCUAAAAAAAGAGACCACAACAGAGUCAGCCAAGGUCUUGGAUAAAGAAUAUGAAAGUGGAAUGGAUAAAAUGAAUGCUGAACCACCUUUGCAAGAAAUUGAUGAAAGUAAAAUGUAUGGAGAAAGCAACAUGGGGGAAGUUGCCACUCCAGAUGUUAUUAUUUUGUCUUCAGAUGAAGAAGAGGAGUCACCUGUAGAUAGUACAGUAGCUACCACAAGUCCUGUGAGUGAAAGACCACAGAAGCAGUUAGAAAUGCAACCAAAGAAGGAGGGUGUUAGCAUUUUGGAUAAUAGUUCAGCAGAAAAAGAAACAGAUGUCACAUCAAAAGAAAAUUUACCUGAAUCUGAAAAAUGCGUAGAAGAAUCAAAUUCAGUGGACAAAUUUUCGUUAAUCAGAAAAUACUUGAAUUCUAAAUCCGUAGAUUUAAAUGAACAGCCAUCAGUGUUUUCCAGCCAGGAUUCUUCAAAUGGAAAGAGAAGACUGAGUUUAAAGGCAGCCAUACCUACAGGUUCUGGUCAGGAAUCGAGUAGUACGGCUAGCUCAAGUCAGGAAAGCAAUUCGAAAAUGGGGAUUGAAUGUUACAAAUGCUAUCUAUGUCAUAACAUUUAUCUUGAUCUUCAAGAAUUGAAGCUCCAUUUAUAUCAGAGUCACUCAUAUUACCAAUACAAUGAGAAUGAAUUGAACAGUUUUCACUGCUGCCAUUGUGGGGAUGAAUUUGAUUCCGUAGUCAAACUGUCAAUUCAUGAGAUGUCAGUGCAUGGUUUAAAGUAUUCUUGUCCUUUCUGUGGAGUUUUCCAAAGAAGUCACGAACAAUUUUUAAAACACUUUACUUGUCAUUUUUCACUCAUUGUAUAUUACUGUGAUUCAUGCAACAGGGAGUUUUCUAAACAUGUCAGGCACGGUUGCCCGACUUCUUUAAAGAGAGCUUGGAAGUGCUUUUUGUGUGACAGAAUCUUUUUUGACAAAGAACACUACUGCAAUCAUACUGUACUUCAACACAGCCAACUGUUCAAAUUCACUUGUAAGGCCUGUUUGCAAAACUUUGGAACACCCCUGGCAUUGAAAGUUCAUAGAAGUUCAUUGGACAACACCCUAGAUGGUGUACAGGUCAACAUUGCAGACACUAUAACAUUGAAUGCGAAUUCUAUGGAAGUCACAGUGUUAAAAGAGACACCACUGACUGCAAUGCAUCGCCCAUAUAUAUCCACUCCGUUAACAUCAAAUAAACAAAAGACCACUCAAGAAGCUGGAUAUACUGUGAAAAGCUAUGGAAAUUAUGCAAGUCUAGAUUUAUCCCAACUACCAAAAACUCUUGUUAGUAUUGGAAAGAAAGGCAAGUUAGCUAGCAAUAUUGGAAAGAAAGGCGAAUUAGCUAGCAAUAUAGAAAAGAAAGGUGAGUUAGCCAGUAAUAUUGAAAGGAAAGAUGAGUUAGCUAGUAAUAUUGAGAAGAAAGAUGAGUUAGCUAGUAAUAUUGGAAAGGAAGGCGAGUUAGUUAAAACCUGUACUGCAGAAAAUGUUGACGGUCUUGGCUUGCCAAAGAUUACGCGCCCAAAGAAAUCAAUACCAUAUAAAGGCAGAAGUGCAGCAUCUUCAUCUGAUUCCCCAUUGCUUGUAAAGAAGACCUCUUUUUGUAGAAUUCGAAAUACACCACUGAUUAUGAAAAAUGUAUAUAAGAGCACUUUUACUGGAGAUGUUGAAAUUGUGGAUAGAGGAGAUGGUGAUUUAGAAACAGAGACACAGAACAAGUUGGACAGAGAUAGAGCACAGCAGAUCUGUACAACUAUUAAUGGUCAGAAAGUUACUAUUACUGAAUCAAAGUACGAAGGAGAGGGAAAUGCCUUUAUUCAUGUUUCAAAUCUUCCAAAUUUGCAUAUGUUGCAGUCCAACAGAAUGUCUGAAAAAGAUUGUCAUGCAUCUUUAAAAAGAAAAAGUGAAGAUUCUGGUAGUUCAGCAUCAGCCAUUCCUUACAAACAAGCCAGACAAGGUUUAACAAUACAGGGAGAACAGAUCUCAGCUGUGGGAAUGGAUGAUCCACAGAAAUCCAAGAGCACUCAUGGCAGAAAUUCUACAGAUGCACCAGAUAAUACAUGUAAUACUAUUUCUUUGCCUAGACUCUUUAAUUCUGAGAUUGAAAGGGCCUAUCAUGUUCCGAACAAUGGAUUUACACCUGAGGCAAAGACACUGAAUCAACCAAUGGUUCCUAUUAAUCUGAGCAGUGGAAAAACAGGAGAGGGGGGAAGCUUAGCUGCCAUUAUACCUCAAGCUCUGUUGACUGCCACUACCAGCAUUGAAAUACCCAAACCAGUGGGCAGUAUCGUGACCACUGCUGCUGCCUCUGUGCCCUCCACUUUAACAAUGAUGAGCUCUACCACUACCCCCAGCAUCCCCCAGGGUAGCAUUGUACAGAUAAGUCCGGGGACACCCACCAAUGUCAGCUCUAUUCUUAGGGGUGCCUCCACUCAGAACCCUGGGUUCGCCUCUCACCUCCCAAAAGGAGCAAUGGCAGCAGCCUCAGCAUUAGCUGGGCCCAAGUCCCUGACAGCCCUGCCCAUGGUCAGACACCCCAAUGUCAGCUUGCAAAGUCCCGGGACCAAAGUACAGACUGCCUCCCUGAUCAGGUCGACCACACCCCCUACAUCUAAGUCUCCCACCCCGGGCGUUACAAUAUCUGUGACACAGGCCAGUGAAGGAGCAAGGACAAAUGUCACAGUUCAGAAUACAUCCACAACCCCUCAGGGCAGUAUCCAAAUCACCUUACAGGCCCCUCGCCCAAGCGGAGAAGGGUCCUCCAAACAGGCCACUACCCCAAGGACAAUUGAUGUCCAAAAACCCCUCCUCCAGGCAUUAAGGACGACCACCGUAGAUUCUGUCCCUAAAACAAUUAUCACCACUCAAGCCAGGCCUCUAGCAGAGGCAUCGGUCAAAUCUGUUAUAGCAGGCACCCUGCAGAGGUCACUAGAGACUAAACAAGCAGGAAGACAGCCUACAGAACCGGUCAUUCGACCUCCAAAGACAAUACAUGUGCCACAGACUUCAGCAUUUUCUGGGACUAAAGUGAUAGUGACUCAGGCUUCUAAUUCCUCUGUGAAUCCUCACAAUCUGGUGACAAAUCCAAUGAAGACCAACAAAGGUAUCACCAUCCCCUCCCCCUCUACCACUUCAUUGUCUGCAGCACUAUCAUCCGUUACCACGACAACCACAGCCAUUCCUAUAGCAAAAGUACCCCCUGUGAGACAGCCCCCAUUAUCCUUGGCCCCCCACACGGUCAGCUCCUCCCUAUCUGUCACCCCCAGCACCCUUGAGAGGCCGAGACUGGAGCCCUCUAACCCAGGGACAGCUCCCCCCGCCCACACAUCAACAACUAGCAUCUUCAUGCCUCACCGAACUCAGCCAAGUACCUCUCUAACAGCACCCUCAACACUUACUCACACUGAAAGGCCAGCCCUUUCCAAUCCAAUUUAUCCGUACUUGCUUCCGGCGGAUUACUUGAUGCACUACCAAAUGCAGGCACUGGCGAACGUGCAUACCCUCCCAACUAUAUCCACAGCAUCUACCAUACGACCAGGGCUAUUGCAAAAUCAAACUCCAAAUUUAACAGCCUCCUUGCAAGCAGCACACACGUAUUCUGGGACCCCCGGGGCAGCGGUCAGAUUUAAUCAGACACAGCCAGUUGUGGUUGCGAUGGAGUCGAUCAGGGCCCAGCAAGCACUGUCCGGGAACCUCCCGUUCACAGCGUCCGCAACUGUCCCAGAAUCCUCUGCACGCCCCACCACCCCCACGGACAGUCUGAGCACGCUGUCCUCGGCCUCUGCCGCAGCCGCUUCUAUCCCUAUCCCUGCCCUGACAGUGAUGGGGCAGUGUAAUCCCUCGGCCAAUUAUCCAUCCACACCCAUGACCCCUCAGAAUUCUCAAUCCACAAGCAAUACCCCUGUGAGCACCCCCAAUGCCUCUCCACGGCCAAGUAUCCUGAGAAAGAGAACCAAUGAAGGACCUGUAAAGAAACCAGUUUGUGGUUUGAACACCAUGGACAGACACAGUCCUCGUCCAGAUUCUAGGACAGACUCUGCCCCUCAGUCCAACACCAGCUCUCCUAAAACUCCAGCUACUCCCGCAGGGGAGAGUCAGUCUUCUACAGAUACAGCUUUAUCCAGUGAAGCCACAACACCCACUCAAAAUAACAUGGCCGAACUCAAAAUAAAACAGGAACCCAUGGAGGGCUUAGAAAAUGGUCUAUCAGCAGCCAUCAGUAGCAGCAUUGCCUCUCUGUCCAAUUCUCUCCCCAACAGCACAGAUGCUUCACCCAGGAAGAAACCACGCAAACAAUUACUAAAUGCCAACGAGGAGCUGAAGGAUGCUGUGUCCUCUGAUGAGGAGGAGAAACUGGCUGUGGACUCGGUUAAAGAGGAGGAGGAGGACACACAGUCCGAAUACAGAGAAGAAUAUGUGGAUGACGAGGGAAUACGGUGGACGAUAGAAAAAUGUCGACCGAACGUAUCCCUGAUGAACUUCUAUAGUAUAUCCUGGAAACCUAGAAAUAAUCAUUUUAACAGACACACAGACAUUAAACCGAAAGAGGAAAGGCGACCUACAGUAAAUGAAUUAGCCAACCAGAAAGGAGCCGUCCAGAAGGCUAGCGGCUGGAAACUGUAUCAUAUGGCAGCUCAGAUGGAGGAUCUUAAUGAUCUGGAGAAAACUUUACUGAGCAAAUUCUCAACGAUUCAGUCUGCUUUAUCGCCCCGCCCACAAAACAAACUCAGUGUAGUGUCAAUGGAGGAUGAGUUGAGCAUGAUGCAUGAGUUGACUCAGGCUCUCAUUUUCCACCAGGCUGUUCACGUCACUGCUUUGGAAAUCACCAUUCGGCUCUUCAAACUUUUCAGAGGAAUCAGUGAAGAAUCGUCAGCGAAUGAUGCGGAUAACAUGGCUUUAUCCUCGGCGUUAUCUAAACUAAAGAGGUUUUCUCCACCCUCAUGGGCUCAGGGUCUCAGAAACAUCCCCAAGUUUAUCAUUCCUCUAAGUAUGAAAAACAAUCAAAUAAAUCUAUGGAACCUCCCUGGUGUUCCCGAUUCCUUUAAGGUGUUCAUGAGAAGAGAAGACACAGAUGGAGCAGUAAUCUCAGGAAACAAGAUAAGAAAACUGGAGUUCUUGCUGGCUGAUGCUUUACAUAAAGAGUGUAAACAUGUGAUAACAUGUGGUGGAAUCCAGUCCAAUCACUGCAGGAUUACAGCCCUUGCUGCCAGGGAGCUUGGUCUGACUCCACAACUAGUACUUAGAGGGGAUGUACAGAAUGUGGAUGAGGUUGGCUGUGAAGGCAAUGUUUUACUGAACAGACUGUGUGGUGCUCACAUGUACAUGGUACCUAGACUCUCUCCCUACCUCACAGAACUGAAACCAAGGAUGGAAAAACUGGCCAACACUAUUAGAGAGACCACAGGAGAGGAGAGUUAUUUAAUUCCUGUGGGUGGAUCUAAUACUAUUGGGGUUUUUGGUUUCCUGACAGUUUUUGAUGAUAUACAGUCUUCUAUAUCAGAUAUCACAGAUAUCGUAGUAACCUGUGGAAGUGGAGGAACUGCUGCUGGACUUUGUAUAGCCAAUCAUCUCACAGGGUCAAAGGUCAAAGUCCAUGCUGUGAUUGUAUGUGAUGAUGCUAAAUACUUCCAUAAUCAUGUCAACGAGACUCUGACUGAACUGGGAUUGACCGAUGUCAGAUCAGAGGAAAUUCUAGACAUCAUAGAAGGUUACAAAGGCCGAGGUUAUGGGCUCUCUACGCAGGAUGAACUUGAAUUCAUAAUGAAUAUUGGAGCCACGACAGGGGUGGUUCUAGAUCCUACAUACACUGGGAAAGCAGUGAGAGGGCUGGUGUUUGAGCUAAAUAACAAUCCAAGCAGGUUCAAGGGAAAUAAGAUCCUGUUCAUCCACACAGGAGGAACAUACGGGUUAUUUGAUGGACGGAUUAAUGAUCUCCUGAAACAACGAAAAACAGCCAACAGCAGUGUGGUACAAAUGUGGAGAGACAAAAAAGAUUCUAUAAAUCCAGUGUAAAUAACUUACUGUAGAUUUUAGGCAUUUAAACAAAUAUGACUUUAGCAUAUAAUUUACUAUAUAAAUAUGAAUUUAAUUGUAUAGUUAGUUUCAAUGACGCACUUAAGACCAAUGUAUCAUAUUUAUGCAGUAAAUCUUAUACAUAAAUCGAUUUUAUAAGUUAUGUACAGAUACUGUACACGACAAUAUUUUUGACAAUAUUUUCUUUGUUUGUUGGGAACAUUUAAAUAAAUGUGAUGUUCGUUUAAUAAAGGAAAAAUAUUGAACACUGUGUAGAA
Magallana angulata is the source of this 9329-nucleotide messenger RNA. RefSeq lists its product as uncharacterized. NCBI's taxonomy places the organism in Eukaryota, Metazoa, Mollusca, Bivalvia, Ostreida, Ostreidae. Gene Ontology annotation, molecular function: D-cysteine desulfhydrase activity; sequence-specific DNA binding; zinc ion binding. The record is from RefSeq and is a predicted model, not a curated record. Gene Ontology annotation, biological process: regulation of DNA-templated transcription. The transcript has 35 exons. The coding region runs from base 469 to 9051 and encodes 2860 amino acids.